AUUCAGUAUCACGUGCCCUUCAAUUCCUUACAAUCAAUUGGCCCUUUGGCCUGAGUUCCUGCUCCCGAGCGACACGGAUAAAUAGGAGUUACUGCAACCAUCACAAUGGGACAAAAGGCCUCGGUCCCUCAACCAGGGGCUAAGCUCCAGGUCAUAGGUGCAGGUCUCUCUCGCACCGGUACGGCAUCUUUCAGCGCCGCCUUAAACAUUCUCCUCGACGGACCUGUCUACCAUGGGGGUACGCAGAUAACAAUGGGUCCAUCAACCGAGAUCAAAUCAUGGAUUACUAUUCUACGCGAUUGGGCAUCUGGAAAGAAUCAACAGAGUAUUCUUGCCAUGAUGAAAGACCGCACAGAUGGCUACGUUGCUAUCACCGACGCGCCUGGCUCUCAGUUCGUGCCAGAGCUCCUGGACAUUUACCCCGAAAGCAAAGUCAUCUGUACAGUCCGCGACGCUGAUGCGUGGGUCAAGAGCAUGACCCAGAUUCAGGGAUUGGCUACACUGUGGUUUCUACGCGCCGUUCUUCUCCCACUGCCUGGAAUGCGGCACUUUGUUGACUAUAUCUCGCUCCUGCAAGCGCAGUGGGAUAAGGUGUAUAACGACGAGCGUGCCUUUGAUAUCAUUUAUGAUCGACACAUUGAGUGGUUGAAGGAGAUAGUGCCCGAGGAUCGACUGGUAUUCUAUGAUGUCCGGGAAGGAUGGGAGCCUCUUUGCAAGGCAUUAGGCAAGGAUAUACCCGAUAUUCCAUUCCCACGGAUCAACGACUCCAAGGCUAUUGAUCGGGUUGCGCAGUACCAUAUUAAGCGUGGGCUACUGAGAUGGGCAGCAGGCUUUACGUUGGCAGGUGCCGCUACUGCAUGGCUAAUGCGCGGGUGAAAAACUAAAAUUGAUAAUCGAGGUUAUGCUGUAAUUAGUUGACUGUGGACAUGCAUAUAAACUAAGCUCAUCAACAAUCACUCGCUAGAAAUACUAGGGGGGUAGUGGUCACUCAUAUCAUGUGGCUUUGUCAGUCAGGGCGAUAAGGGAAAUGGUUGAGAUUAUUGAC
Messenger RNA from Aspergillus welwitschiae, 1045 nucleotides. RefSeq names its product sulfotransferase family protein. NCBI's taxonomy places the organism in Eukaryota, Fungi, Ascomycota, Eurotiomycetes, Eurotiales, Aspergillaceae. The record is from RefSeq and is a predicted model, not a curated record. The transcript has a single exon. Bases 106 to 876 code for a protein of 256 amino acids.